Cladocopium goreaui is the source of this 840-nucleotide messenger RNA. Lineage: Eukaryota; Dinophyceae; Suessiales; Symbiodiniaceae. The record is from the annotation of a GenBank genome assembly.
CAUUUGUCAGCGUGGGUGUGCAAUUGUUUUUGUCACUGCCAGCGGAGCCAUGGGUGGCCCUUGUCGGAUUGUCGAGCCUGGCAAACCUCACACGCAAGCACCGCCAUGCACUGAUAAUUUUCAGGUGAAGCAGUUCAUGUUCGACGGUCGGGAAUGGGAAUCAGUUGAGCAAUGCUACCAAGCCAUGAAAUUUACCAAAGUGGAGGUGCAAGAAAAACUGCGGGCGAUCAAGAAGAAACCCAAAGACAAAGACUCCAAGCAUGGCAUGGAUGUUUGGAAUGAAGGUCAGCGCUACACAUGUCUCCGCCCCGACUGGGACGCCGUGAAGGUGGAAAUGAUGUAUCGUGCCAACUUCGCAAAGUUCAAGCAACACUCCGAUUUGCAAGAGGAAUUGUUGUCCCUGGGAAAUGUGGAGUUGGUCGGCGCCCCCAGCACCAGCUGGAAAACCAAGUCUGGGAUGGUGAACUGGAGCGUUUGGAAUGGACGAAUCCAAACACGAAUCCGAGAAGAACUCCGCCCGGCUAGCGAGCAAAGAAAAGACAUGUUGGCUGCUUUGGUAAAGGAAUUCGAGGACUACCUGACGACCGAGGGUGGUGCUACGUUGCCCAUCCCCGAGGUGGAUGGGGCGGCCGUGGGCACUGCGGCUGCCGCGGCUUCAACGGCUGCCGCGGCUUCAACCGCCGUCCCGGCAAGCGAGGUGGCGACGACGGCGACGACGGCGACGGCGGAUACGGCUCCGGCAUCCUGAGGAUCUGCGAGCCAAGCAAACGCCUUUUUUUACAGUGAUGCUUGCUGGAUAUGUUUAGAUAUGUUUAUAAAUCAAUAAUAACACACACGCAC